Cucumis melo (muskmelon) is the source of this 741-nucleotide messenger RNA. RefSeq lists its product as uncharacterized. Lineage: Eukaryota; Viridiplantae; Streptophyta; Magnoliopsida; Cucurbitales; Cucurbitaceae. Bases 190 to 432 code for a protein of 80 amino acids. Gene Ontology annotation, molecular function: structural constituent of ribosome. The transcript is spliced from 3 exons. Gene Ontology annotation, biological process: mitochondrial translation. The record is from RefSeq and is a predicted model, not a curated record.
AAAAAAAAAAAAGCGGAAAGCCCUAACCCUUUUUCGUGAAGCUCCCUACGGUUUAUUUCCAUUCCACCGACUGUUCUCCCUCCAAACUCCUUCUCCGGCGAGCAGAACGCACCAGUAACGAGCGGUGGCGGCGCAGCGUCACAUCCCGACCUGGUUUUUCUCUCCCAGCCUUCUUUUCAGUCUGUAACAAUGGGUAGGAAAGCUGGUAGUUUGUUUAUCAACCCAAAGAAGUUUGGCAAUCUUAGCAAACCUUGCAUGAAGGAAAUGGUAUCAUUUCUCAAUUGCUUAUCCCUUAACCAAAACAACGAUGAGAAGUGCACCAGACAUAAGGAACUUCUAAAUACUUGCAUGGAUGCUCAGGCCAACAGAAACAAGAAACCUUGGGGUAGCAUUAAUUACCAGUUGCAGAGGCUUAGCAGAGGAAGAAAGUAGUUUGAGAUUCUACUGAGAGAGUGGUUAAUUAGCUCUAGUAACAAGAAUCAGAGAAAAAUCUGCAGGAAAUGUUUAAAUUUUGAACUGACAAAGCUGUCUACAGAAAAUUCUUGAAAAUCAAUACCCAGGUGCAAUUUCUUGACAUAAUUGUUAUCAUAUUUAGUGCAUAACUUAGGUAUAUUUGGUUGGGAAACUUAUUUAUUGCCUUCUUUCUUGUUGUCAAAUACUCAAGAGCCGUGCUUUUAGCUAUCAAGUGAUUAUGAAUCUCAACUAGGGUAAUAAAUAUUCUACGGAUUUCUUGAUGUCAAA